Molecule: messenger RNA, 2043 nt
Organism: Nelumbo nucifera (sacred lotus)
Lineage: Eukaryota; Viridiplantae; Streptophyta; Magnoliopsida; Proteales; Nelumbonaceae
Product: phospho-2-dehydro-3-deoxyheptonate aldolase 1, chloroplastic-like
Biological process (GO): aromatic amino acid biosynthetic process
Molecular function (GO): 3-deoxy-7-phosphoheptulonate synthase activity
Source: RefSeq, a predicted model, not a curated record
CUCGUCCUACUCCUACCUACCCACCACCUUCCUUUUUUCCCCCAACAACCCGCGCCACAGACUCUCCCCCACCCACCACAUCGUUAGUAUAAAAUCUCUCUCAUUUCUUCUCCCGAUUCUUCAGGGCCUUCUUCUUGCACUCUUCAUCAAUUCUUUCUUCCUAUUUUGAUCUUUAAAGCACAGAAUCCAGAAAAAAGGGGUAAAGUUCUUGAAGAAACAAUGGCUCUUGCAAGCACAUCUACUCUCUCCUCCAAAUCUCUUCUACAGUCUCAAUCCCCUCUUCGUUCCUCCAACCCUCAACAUUCCUCUUUCCCUCUCUUCCCCAACAACAAAUCCAUCUCCAGAUCUGCCAAACCCAUCUCAGCCGUCCACGCCGCGGAGCCCGCCAAGAACCCCGUCGUCGCAGACAAGCAAUCCAAGUCUGCCGCUUCUGCCUCCACCACCAUCCCCCCAAAGACCGUUCCCGGCAAAUGGACCGUCGAUAGCUGGAAAUCUAAGAAGGCUCUCCAGCUCCCUGAGUACCCAGACAAGCAAGAGCUCGAAUCUGUUCUCAAGACCAUCGAAGCUUUCCCACCCAUCGUUUUCGCUGGUGAAGCGAGAAGUUUGGAGGAACGCCUCGCUGAGGCUGCCAUGGGUAGGGCCUUCCUUCUCCAGGGCGGCGAUUGUGCCGAGAGUUUCAAGGAGUUCAACGCCAACAACAUCCGGGACACCUUCCGUAUUCUUCUCCAGAUGGGUGCCGUUCUCAUGUUCGGAGGACAAAUGCCUGUCGUCAAGGUGGGAAGAAUGGCUGGUCAGUUUGCAAAGCCAAGAUCGGAUCCAUUUGAGGAGAAAAACGGAGUAAAACUUCCGAGUUACAGAGGGGACAAUAUCAAUGGGGAUGCUUUCAAUGAGAAGUCCAGAGUUCCGGACCCACAGAGGAUGAUUAGGGCCUACUGCCAAGCCGCAGCUACUCUAAACCUUCUCAGGGCUUUCGCUACUGGAGGUUACGCUGCCAUGCAAAGAGUUACUCAGUGGAAUCUCGAUUUCACUGAACACAACGAACAGGGAGACAGAUACCAAGAACUGGCUCACCGGGUUGAUGAGGCUCUAGGGUUCAUGUCUGCCGCUGGGCUCACGGUUGACCACCCGAUCAUGACCACAACCGAGUUCUGGACAUCCCACGAGUGCUUGCUUUUGCCCUACGAGCAAGCACUGACCAGGGAAGAUUCGACCUCUGGCUUCUUCUAUGACUGCUCUGCUCACAUGCUCUGGGUUGGGGAACGCACCCGACAACUAGAUGGUGCCCACGUCGAGUUCCUGAGAGGAAUUGCCAAUCCCCUUGGCAUCAAGGUAAGUGAUAAGAUGGACCCCAACGAGCUAGUGAGGUUGAUCGAAAUCCUGAAUCCUCAGAACAAACCUGGUAGAAUAACGAUAAUCACGAGGAUGGGAGCUGAGAACAUGAGAGUGAAACUUCCACAUCUGAUAAGGGCGGUUCGCAGAGCAGGCCAAGUGGUCACCUGGGUUAGUGACCCAAUGCACGGCAACACCAUCAAGGCUCCUUGUGGUCUCAAAACUCGCCCCUUCGACGCAAUCAGGGCGGAGGUCCGAGCAUUCUUCGAUGUGCAUGAGCAAGAAGGCAGCCACCCCGGAGGUGUUCAUCUAGAGAUGACAGGUCAAAACGUGACAGAGUGCAUUGGAGGGUCAAGGACUGUGACCUUCGACGACCUAGGCUCACGCUACCACACCCACUGCGACCCAAGGCUGAAUGCAUCUCAGUCUCUGGAGCUUGCCUUCAUCAUCGCGGAGCGGCUUAGGAAGAGGAGGAUUGGGUCGCAGCCCGUCAUCGGUUCCUUGGGGGGGCUGUAGAGUGUAGGCUAGGGGGUCCAUUUGUUGCUUCUUUUCCCUAAUUACUGGCACUUCUCUAAUAUUUUCUUGUGUUGGCUUUUGAAAUUAAUUUAUAUGUAAUUGCAUGCAUGUAAUGUAAGUAUACUGUAAACCUUUAUGGGUCGAGACUUUUUUAAAUAUAUGAGAGAUGAAUAAAGCGAAGGCUAUUAUUGGUUUCAA